AAAAAAAAAAAAACGCCUUUCUGCCCUGUCUCUUCUUUUUCGUCCUGUCAUUCAUCACCCUUUAACCCUUUCGGUUCAAUAAAACUAUUCUUCUCUCCCCCUGUCCCUAGUCUCGCAUCAUGACUUCUAUUAUUUCCUUGCUUGUACUUCUGUUAGCUAUUUCUACUCUCAUCGUUCAUCAUCACAUCGAUGCAGCCCCUGUGCCUGUGUCCAGACCGUUGAUUAUACCCGCGUCUUCUGUUUCCAUGCACAAGCGAGGCACACCGGCCUCUGAUCGUCACUCACCCCCUUCUGACGUCUGUAAUCGGUCUGGUGAAGAAUCCAAUCCGAUCUGUAACGAGGACAACUAUCAGCAGCCUGGCAGCGGUAGCAACGGGAAUGGCUCCUCUGGGUCCUACCAACCGAAUAAUCCCAACAGAGGAUCCAGUGGUAGCUAUAACAAUCCCAACAGAGGGUCCAACGGUAGCUCUAGUAACUCCAACGGAGGAUCCAAUGGCAACCAUAACGGUUAUGAUGGAUCGAAUGGCAACUAUAACAACAAUGGAGGACAAGAUCAACGCCAACGUCAGGAAGAAAGACGUGACUUGACCCAAUAGGUCUCUUCUACUUUUGGCAAAGUUUCACCCUUUUCUUCAUAAUUAUUAGAGUAAUAUCAAAUAGAAAGAAAUUAUAGAACCU
This is a messenger RNA of Lobosporangium transversale, 678 nucleotides long. RefSeq lists its product as hypothetical. NCBI's taxonomy places the organism in Eukaryota, Fungi, Mortierellomycota, Mortierellomycetes, Mortierellales, Mortierellaceae. The coding region runs from base 120 to 596 and encodes 158 amino acids. The transcript has a single exon. The record is from RefSeq and is a predicted model, not a curated record.